AUGAAAUGCACGGUUCACCAAUUGGCCUUGGUGAGGAAACCUGCAGUGUUGAGUAUCGACAAGUACUGGACUACCCUGGUUCGUCUCGGCCAUUUGUACGAGACAUACAGCUUUCGGCGUGCUCUUGGAGCUGCGCUGAUUUCCUUGUUGCAAAGAGAGGGGCAGUUCAUUCGAAUCCCUGUGUCUGAGUUUCCUGCUGAGAUGAAGACUUGGACAGCCAGAUGCGAGUGGCUGCUACGUGAUUUCGUCAGCACGAGUAAGAAUACCAAAAUGUCCCUGAAUGACGUGUUCAAAGUGGGCAAUGGGGACUCGACACAGCCAAUUUUGAAGGAGAUGGACACUACAGCAGCUCGUGAGUCACAACAAGAGGCCGGUCAGUUUGUUGACUCCAUUCUCGCCGACAAUGUGCAGGACGGAGAUUGGCAGCAUGAAAAGGCUCGCUGCAUAUUUUUCCACGUGAUAUUUGGAAACUUGGGAGGCGAUCUGAUUAAGCGAUACGUCACAUUUUUGGACACAGGCCUCCUUGAAUGUAUCAAGAUGGGACUUUCCCCUUCCUGCUCACAACUCAACACGAUCUUCAACGUUGUGCUGGUGAUCAUGUCUGAUAUUUGCAGGCGACUGCAACAAGUCUUUGAUGUGCCACCAUUUACCCUUUUCAAAUUGUGUGAAAUCAGUGACACUGGCGACUUUGUGAAAGCAUUCUCAGACCUAGAUGUGAGAUUUCAGACUUGCGCACAGUGCUUCGACUUUGAGUUCUCUUCCGAGUUGAUGGCCCAUUUUGCAGAGCAGCGCAACAAGCGGAGCCACACUACUCGGGAAUCAGAGCUUGAGAAGCAGCAGCGCAUUGGGAAAGCCAAGCAAAGAAAAAUCAGAUCUGUUUGUGGAUGGAACGUUUUUCAGCGAGAGGCCUUGUCUGACAAAGCGCAUUCCAAAGGUGAGUAUACUGCCAAGAUCCGGGCACUCAGUGCCAAAUGGAGGGCAAUGUCCAAGGACGAAAAGGCUGAGUAUGACAUUAAAGCAGCUCACCAACAAAGUUUACUGGACAGCUUGGAAGCGAGGCCAUUGCCUGUGAAGGGGCAGCCAGCUUCAGACAGUGAAGGAGAGCAAACUUGGAGAAACGCGAAGAAGAAGCGCUCAGCCAGACGACUGGACGUCAAUGCCGAAGCCUUUGAGCAGUAUGCAGUCUGGGACUGGCCAACGCGGCUGGGAGACAGCCUUUUGGCAGCAAGAGGGGCGCUGAAGCCAAGCCUGAUUGAUGUGCUGAGCACCGACAAGGAGAUUGAGGACCAUCUGGCACAAACUUUGCACAAGCGAUUGGAGAUGUGCCAAGGGCAAAAACCCGUCUGUGGACAAGUGCACUACGGAUGUAAUGGCUGGACUGUUCCCUGCGCCGGAGCAGUGCUUUUUACCGCUAUUGCCUGUGUCCUCCGCCCAGUGGUGAAGUUGCGGAAUGACCCUGUCUUCUUCCCAGACGGAGGCGCAGGAAAGGCCCGCCUCUCCUGGAUUUUGGAUCUUGACAAGGAUGUUGCAGAUGGACCGGUUGGUUCCAAGCCUUCUCGGGAGGAGAAGCCAGGUGAAAUCAAUGACGCAGUGUCUGGCACUGACACUGAGCCAGAGUCGUCUGACUCUGAUGAUUGGCCUAUACUCUCAGAAGAUGAGUCCCAUGAACCUUUGAUGUUUGAAGUUGUCGAGUCAAAAGCUGCUGUUUGUGAACUUUGCAAAGGGCAUAUAGAACCUGGAGCCAUCAUCGUCUAUUGGAAGUUCUUUGUGCUGCACUACCAUUGUGUCUUUGCUUUUGCCAGGUGGAACAACGAGGACGGAGAUAUCCGCUUGAAGGUUGCUACUGCAUUGGCUGAGUCUCAGGCGGCCACGCCAAAUCACCUGCACGAAAAGAUCAACCACUUGGUCCACAAGCUGUUGGCAGAUGAUGACACGGAGGCCGCCCAGACCUCCAAAGUCUUACCAGAGAAGCGGGUGUUCAAGAAAAUGCCUUCCACCAUUUGGGCCAGUGAGGAAGAGACAGUGCCUGGUGCGCCGUCCCUGGGUGUGCUGUCACCUGUGCCUUCCUCUGUUCCCUUGCUGGAUUUGCUGGCUGAAGAUGGUGAUCAAGAUGCGCCCGUUGUCGGGCCCGAGGCCACAGAGACCCAGCUCCGCUAUGAGGAUUGUGAGGAGUUUGCUCAGACCUUUCCUGACACUCUGCCCCAACCUUGA
Molecule: messenger RNA, 2211 nt
Organism: Durusdinium trenchii
Lineage: Eukaryota; Dinophyceae; Suessiales; Symbiodiniaceae
Source: the annotation of a GenBank genome assembly